Molecule: messenger RNA, 5394 nt
Organism: Neoarthrinium moseri
Lineage: Eukaryota; Fungi; Ascomycota; Sordariomycetes; Amphisphaeriales; Apiosporaceae
Exons: 4
Coding region: 1-5394 (1797 amino acids)
Cellular component (GO): cytosol
Source: RefSeq, a predicted model, not a curated record
AUGGCGCAGCUCAGUAUUGACCUCCAGGAGAAGCUGGACGAGCUCCAGAGAGAGUUGGAGGAAGGCGAUAUUACUCAGAAAGGGUUCCAGAAGCGGAGGACGCAGCUGCUGUCGCAGUAUUUCCCCCAGGAGCAGAGCGCACCGAAUGCGACGGGCGGCUUGAGGAUACAUACACCCGACAGCCCCGGCUAUCCCAGUAGUGAUGGCCAUCGCGGUGCUGCCCUGGCCGCCCUGAGCGCCAGCACGUCCGACCCCGAUGUCAAUUCAACCUUGUCUCCUGUCGACUGGCGCCCCCAGUCGCCAGAAACUCAUUCGCGCCCCGAUGACCACCCGGCCGGCAUUCUCAGGCCCGGCGGCCCUCUUGCUGAGCACCGGCCUACCAUGACCGCCCGCGAUUCCCUCUUCCUCAACCCUGCUCCGAGCUAUAGUCAGACUAUGGGUUCCGACCCUCCUACGAGAUCCGGAACCAUGGUGUCUGGCGACUAUGCCUUCAAGCCGGAGCACCAGGCCGGCUACGGACAACCGCCUCCGAACGCGUACGACAGCCGCACCGGGACCAUGAUGGAUUCUCAGGGGUACUUCUCAGAUUUUGCAGGCCAGCAAGCCUACGAUCACGGACCGAGCGGCGAGUAUGGCGGCGGUGCGCACAGGUACUCCUCUAGUGACGCCUUCUCUCCAACCGCUGCUAUGGCCCCACCGAUGCUCACGGCGAAUGACUUACCACCACCUGAGAUACUACAAUACCAGUUGCCAUUGGAACCCAGAGAGGUUCCCUUCGCCAUCACUGACCCUCAUGAUGACAACAUCGCCAUGUCAAGCUUUGACAAUGUGGCAGCCGUCUUGAGGCAUCGUGGCAAGACCACCGCCAAGAUGCCUGCCUACUGGGUCCUGGAUGCCAAGGGCAAAGAGAUAGCCUCCAUCACUUGGGACAAACUUGCGUCGCGUGCCGAGAAGGUUGCUCAGGUCAUCAGAGAUAAGAGCUCGCUCUAUAGAGGAGACCGAGUCGCACUAAUUUACCGCGACACCGAGAUUAUCGACUUUGCCAUCGCCCUGCUGGGCUGUUUUAUUGCCGGAGUUGUUGCCGUUCCCAUCAACGACCUUCAAGAUUACCAAAAGCUGAACCUGAUUCUUACUUCGACGCAAGCGCAUCUGGCUCUGACUACGGACAAUAACUUGAAGAGCUUCCAGCGCGACAUCACCACGCAGAAGCUUACGUGGCCUAAGGGGGUAGAGUGGUGGAAGACCAACGAGUUCGGUGGCUACCAUCCAAAAAAGAAGGAUGACAUUCCGCCCCUCUCAGUUCCAGAUCUCGCCUACAUUGAAUUCUCGAGGGCGCCGACGGGAGAUCUCCGAGGUGUGGUACUCAGUCAUCGGACUAUCAUGCACCAAAUGGCAUGUCUGAGUGCCGUUGUAUCGGCAGUGCCCAACCAUGGUCCGGGUGACACCUUUAAUCGAGCGCUGCGGGACAAGAACGGUCGAUUGAUUGGAGGUGGGGCUAGCAGCGAGAUCCUCCUAUCGUAUCUGGAUCCUCGACAAGGCAUCGGCAUGAUCCUUGGUGUUCUUCUCAAUGUCUACAGUGGCCACACCACCGUAUGGCUGGAAAACAAGGCAGUCAGUGUGCCUGGACUCUAUGCUCACCUCAUUACGAAAUACAAGGCGACAUUGAUGAUUGCCGACUAUCCUGGUCUAAGGGCGGCAGCCUUCAACUACCAGCAAGACCCAAUGACGACCCGAAACUUCAAGAAAGGCAUGGAGCCCAACUUCCAGACUGUUAAACUCUGCCUCAUCGAUACCCUGACAGUGGAUAGUGAGUUCCAUGAGGUCUUGGCAGAUCGUUGGUUGCGACCUCUGAGAAAUCCAAGGGCAAGAGAGGUUGUUGCCCCAAUGCUUUGCCUUCCUGAACACGGUGGUAUGGUUAUCAGCGUGCGUGACUGGCUAGGCGGCGAGGAACGCAUGGGCUGCCCGCUGAAACUAUACGUGGAUGAAGAAUCCGAGUCCGAAGAGGAAAAAGAAGACCCCGAAAAGGAGGAGGAGAAACCUGCACCCUCGAACGGCUUUGGCAGUUUAUUGAAGGGAGGCACCACGACUGCCAAAGAGCAAGAGGCUAAGAACGAAUUGGGCGAGGUCCUUCUUGACAGAGAAGCAUUGAAGUCCAAUGAGGUGGUUGUAGUAGCCAUUGGCGAAGAGGCAAAGAAAAAGGCUGCUACCGAGCCCGGCACUGUUCGUGUCGGUGCCUUUGGCUAUCCUAUCCCCGACGCAACCGUCUCCGUUGUGGACCCAGAAACCGGCCUGCUCACAUCACCCCAUGCUGUAGGAGAGAUUUGGGUCGACUCGCCUUCUUUGUCGGGUGGUUUCUGGGCCCUUCCGAAGCAUACAGAGCAGAUCUUCCACGCACGGCCGUACAAGUUCGAGCCCGGUGAUCCAACACCGACGCCAGUGGAGCCGGAAUUCUUGAGGACUGGCUUGCUUGGCACUAUCAUUGAGGGCAAGGUCUUUAUCCUCGGAUUGUACGAGGAUCGCAUCAGGCAAAAGGUAGAAUGGGUUGAGCACGGCCAUGAGAUUGCUGAGCAUCGAUACUUCUUCGUACAGCACAUCGUCGUCAGCAUUUUGCGGAAUCUAUCGAAGCAAGUCUAUGACUGCUCCGCGUUUGACGUUUUCGUCAACGACGAGCAUCUGCCCAUAGUCGUACUGGAGUCGGCAGCCGCGUCAACAGCACCAACUACAUCGGGUGGCCCACCGAAACAACUUGACACCGCCUUGUUGGACUCUCUGUCCGAGCGAUGCAUGGAUGUUCUGAUGCAGGAACACCACCUCAGGGUUUACUGUGUGAUGAUUACCGCUCCCAACACACUUCCCCGGGUGGUGAAGAACGGCAGAAAGGAGAUAGGAAACAUGCUCUGUCGACGAGAGUUCGAUCUCGGCAACCUCCCUUGCGUCCAUGUCAAGUUCGGCGUUGAGCAUGCUGUUCUUAACCUGCCUAUCGGUGUAGAUCCAAUGGGCGGCAUAUGGUCACAUAUCGCAUCAGAGUCUAGAGUUGACAUCCUAGGACCUGCAGACAAGCAAUACUCGGGCAUUGAUCGACGUGAAGUGGUGAUCGACGAUCGGACAUCAACUCCACUCAACAACUUCUCUUCUAUCACCGAUCUCAUCCAGUGGCGUGUAGCGCGCCAGCCGGAGGAGUUGGCCUACUGCACCAUUGAUGGCAGGGGUAAGGAGGGCAAGGGUAUUACAUGGAAGAAGUUUGACACCAGGGUAGCCGCUGUUGCGAUGUACUUGCGCAACAAGGCCAAGAUACGACCCCGAGACCACGUUAUCUUGAUGUACACGCAUUCGGAGGACUACGUCUUCGCUGUGCACGCUUGUCUCAACCUGGGAGCAGUAGUGAUCCCCGCCGCUCCCAUGGACGAACGACGUCUUAACGAGGAUGUUCCUGCGUUCUUGCAUCUCAUUGCGGAUUUCCAAGUGAAGACAGUGCUAGUCAACCAGGAGGUGGACCAUUUGCUCAAGACGAAGCCUGUGGCGCAACACAUCAAGCAGUCUGCCCAGGUUCUCAAGAUUGGCAUCCCAAGCGUGUACAGCACUUCCAAACCCCCGAAGCAGAGCAGCGGCCUUCGAGAUCUUGGCAUAACGAUGGAUCCUAGUUGGAUCCAGUCGGGUUAUCCUGCCAUUAUCUGGACGUAUUGGACCCCCGAUCAACGCAGAAUUGCAGUUCAACUCAGUCACGACACGGUUCUCGGCAUGUGCAAAGUCCAGAAGGAGACUUGCCAGAUGACCAGCUCGAGGCCAGUACUGGGCUGUGUACGAAGCACUACCGGCCUUGGUUUCAUCCACUCUUGCGUUAUGGGUAUCUACAUUGGAACGCCGACAUACCUACUCUCUCCGGUGGAGUUUGCGCAAAACCCCAUGUCCCUCUUCCUGACGCUUAGUCGGUACAAGAUCAAAGACACCUACGCAACGCCACAAAUGCUGGACCACGCCAUGAAUGUGAUGCCUGGCAAGGGCUUUGCCAUGCACGAGCUGAAGAACAUGAUGAUAACGGCCGAAGGUAGGCCGCGGGUAGAUGUGUUCCAGAGAGUUCGCCUUCACUUUGCGGCUACAGGCCUUGACAGGACGGCUAUCAACACCGUCUAUUCUCACGUUCUCAACCCAAUGGUGGCCUCGAGGUCAUAUAUGUGUAUCGAGCCCAUCGAACUGUGGCUUGACCAGCGCGCUCUUCGAAGGGGUCUCGUUAUUCCCGUUGACCCCGAGACAGAUCCGAAGGCCUUGCUCCUGCAAGAUUCCGGUAUGGUACCCGUGUCAACGCAGAUCGCAAUCGUCAACCCAGAAAGCCGCCUGCUCUGUCAUGACGGAGAAUUUGGUGAGAUCUGGGUGGACUCGGAAGCCUGCGUCAAGUCAUUCUACUGUUCCAGAGAUGCCUUCGAUGCGGAACGCUUCGACGGCAGGACGAUCGACGGCGACCCCAACAUCAGUUACGUCCGCACUGGUGAUCUUGGAUUCUUGCAUAACGUCAGCAGACCAAUCGGGCCGGGUGGUGCUCAGGUCGACAUGCAAGUGCUCUUUGUUCUCGGAAGCAUCGGUGAGACAUUCGAGAUCAAUGGGCUGAGUCACUUCCCGAUGGAUAUCGAGUCCUCGGUCGAGCGGUGCCACCGUAAUAUCGUGACUAGUGGCUGCGCGGUAUUCCAAGCGGGUGGCCUGGUGGUUGUGAUCGUUGAAGUGUCACGGAAGUCAUAUCUCGCGUCGAUCGUUCCUGUCAUUGUUAAUGCCAUCUUGGGCGAACACCAGAUCAUUGUCGACAUCGUAGCGUUUGUCAAUAAGGGAGAUUUCCCCCGCAGUCGACUGGGCGAGAAACAGCGCGGUAAGAUUCUUGCCGGGUGGGUAACACGCAAGAUGCGGACCCUUGCCCAAUUCGCCAUCCGAGACAUGGAUGCAAUGGAAGGCGACGGCCCUAUCGAGGCCCAUCGCGCUAGUGUCAGCAGCAUGAAGAGCCUGGUCCCCGGCGCCAGCUCUCUGAGGAACAUGGAGCACGCGCCGCAGAUCCUGGAACAGGAGGAACUCGACCAUCAAAUAGAGAAGCUGGCGGAGUUACCGCCGGUGGAGCUCUCUGCUAAAGGCACAAAGCCCGGCGGCGCCCCGCCGCGCCUCGACACCGCAGGAGCCGCGGCAUCGACCGGUCACGGCUACGACCUCCCUAGCUAUGACCGGUUCGGCGGCGACACCCCGGCGUCAGCGGUGCCGCAGUCUGCCACGACGCCGCAAAUCCGCCUGCCCAGUGUAGACGGCCGCGAGCCCGAGAUGCUGAGCCCCGCUGACGGCCAAGGGGCUGACGAGGAUGAUUGGACUAGGGACGCAAUGAUGCACAUGAACCUGGCCAGCCAGAUGGGGAAGCAAGGGUAG